ACUUAGAGACAUAAUAUAAUGCAAUUGGCAGUUGAUAUUGGUUCUGGUAAGCUUACACCCAAACUAAGAGAGAAGAAAACAGCUCACAAUUACAUUACAUACAUAGAGAGAAAGAGAGAGAAGAAUGGCCUGUGUAGCUGUGAUUUCUCUUAUGAGGACAAUAGAGCUUGAAUUCUUGCAACCUCAACCUCGUCCAAUCCUACAACAAAAGGAGCUUAUCCCUUGCAACAAAGUGUUGAUCCAAUCUCUCCAUGAAAAGCUUGGUUUUCUGAUAGAGUUAUUCGAUGAGAACAGAAUGGAUGGAAUUCAAGCAAUUAAAGACUUGGAAACAAAACUUAGAGAUGUGGCUUUCAGAGUAGAAUAUGAAAUCGAAUUCCAAAUCGCAAAACUCUAUGAGGAGGAAGAGGAAAUUGGAAUAGCAGAUCUUUUUGUGGAAGCAAAAGGAACUCUUGAUCUGGGGGAUAUAGAAGCAGAAGAUGAAGAAUUUAGAGUUGCAGAUCUUUCUGUGGAAAACCCACAAGGGGAAGGGGAAAAAUCUUGGCCUUCAUGCAAACUUCGUCGUAUUUUAGAACAAGCAAUAGAAGACAUUGAUGCCAUCAAGGAAGAGUUGGCGAAAGUCAAGCAUGUCAUAGCCUUGCAAAGAAGGGAAAUAACACUUGAUGCUUUUACUAAAUGUGACGAAGAAGUUAUCAUGCUAGGGAAUUCUUCCGAACAUGCUUCACACUAUGAGGAGAUUAUGGUGGGGAAGAACAAUGAGUUCGAGAUUGUAAAGAAGAUGUUAAUUGAGCAUUCAUCAAGGCAACGAGAAAUUGUCUCGAUUAUAGGUAUGGGAGGCAUUGGCAAGACAACAUUGGCUAAGAGAGUUUAUGAAGAUCAGUCAAUUGUAUCCUAUUUUGAAAAGCGAGCUUGGGUUGUUGCAUCCCAACAUCAUAAUAAGAGACAAAUGCUCACGGGUCUUUUUAAAUCAAUGGGCUAUGGCUAUGCAAAUAGUGGCACUGAAGAGGAGUUGGCAGAACAACUAUAUCGAUAUUUGCUACAUCAAAGGUAUUUUGUUGUGAUAGAUGACAUUUGGAGUGACGAGGCGUGGAAUGUUGUCAAAGCUUGCUUUCCAGAUAAUAGCAAUCAUAGUCGAGUAUUGUUAACUACUCGCUUUGCAAAUGUGCCUACUCGUAUUGGCUCUAGUAAUGACUUUUCUCAUCAAAUGCAAUUGUUAGAUGAAAGUGAGAGUUGGAAUUUAUUUCAUGAAAAGACAUGCAAAUCUUGCAGUGUUGAAUUUGAGGCAAUUGUAAGACGAGUUGUUGAGAAAUGCAAAGGACUGGCUUUGGCAAUUGUUGUGGCUGCAGGUUUAUUUUCCAAACUCAACACACUAGAUGAGUGGAAGAAUAUUGCUAAAACUCUAAAUUCAUUUGCAACAACAAGCAUUGAUGAAGAAUGCUCAAGGAUUCUCUCAUCAAGUUACAAUCACUUGCCUUACAAAUUGAAGGCUUGUUUUUUAUAUUUGGGCAUUUUUCCAGAAGAUGAAGAAAUCCAUGUUAAAGAUUUGAAAAAGUUAUGGGCUGCUGAAGGACUCAUAAAGGAAUUUGAUGAGAGUAUGAGCUUUGAUGCAAUUGUUGAAAAGCACAUUCAAGAACUCAAGGUUAGAAACUUAAUUCUUGUAAGCCAGGCAAGUAGUUCAUGUGGAGGAAAAAUAAAGGCAUUUAGAAUGCAUGAUUUAUUGCAUUCUUUUUGUGUGAGGGAAGCUAAAAAGGACAACCUUCUCCAUGUUGUCUAUGAAAAUGGUUGCAGUUCCCCUCCAAAAGAUUUUCGUUGGGUAAGCAUCCAAUCAAACAACUUAAGCAGACAUACAUCAUAUUCUAUUUUUAGAAACUGCAGAUCCAUCUUCUGUUUCUCACCAAUAGGCACAUGUUUGAAUUUGAAAUUUUGCAGUUUAUUAAGAGUACUCUAUAAUAUUGAGUGCAAUAUUGGGAAUCUUGUCCAUUUGAGAUGUCUAUUUUCAAAUGGUUCACAUAAAAACAUGUUAAAACCCUUCCCCGCAUGGAAUCUUCAAAUAUUUUCUUCCAAUAGGAGGUUUGAUGAAAUUGGCAUUUCAGAGUUUCCACAACUACAACAUUUCAACUGUUCCUAUAUUCCUGGUGAUUUUCCCAUAUUUUUUCAUCAAAACUUGAAGAGCAUUUGUGGGAUUGGGCCUGAUCAAUGCACAAGAGAAUUAUUUGUUAAUAUUCCACAUGUGAAGAAGGUAAAGGUUAGACUUUUAAGACAAGCUUCGAAUGAUUACAUAAAAAACCUUGCCUAUUUACACCAACUUGAGAGUUUGCAUCUUUAUGGUACUUACUUCUCUUCGGGGGAUUAUUAUGUGAUGAAUCCAAAUAAUCAUAUUGGUCGCUUGGAAAAUCUUAAGAAGUUGGUCUUUUGUGAUAUUACGUUUCGGUGGAGGGCAGUUAAUAGUCUUAGCAAGUUGCCUAAACUUGAGGUGCUAAAGCUAUUAAGGUGUUCUCCCAUUGGUGAAGCAGAGUGGAAACUAUCCAAGAAGGAGAAAUUUGAGCAAUUAAUUUAUUUGAAAAUUGAUGCAAUUAAUCUGAAAUGUUGGGAAGCCAGUGCUUAUCACUUUCCGAAGCUUGAGUGCCUAAUCCUUUCUCAGUGCGAAAAAUUGGAAGAAAUCCCAGCCAAAUUUGCAGAAAUUUCAAAUUUGAAGUCUAUCAAAUUGAUUCGUUGUCUUCCUUCUGCGGUGGCUUCAGCAAAUCAAAUUUUGAAAGAGCAACAUGAGCAAGGAAACGAUGAUAUGAUUGUCAUUGAGGAAUAUACAAGACAGCCUGACUACUCACUCUAAAGUCUCUAAUAAAGAUGAAGCGGAUGAAGAUGAGUUUGAUUUCCCCUGCUCCUCUUCCUCCACCGUCUUCCCCGCCUCCGCUCUCCGAUCCCCUUCCCUUGCAGCCGCCGCCUUCUCUUCUUUCUCCUCCUUUGUGGUUAGGGUUAGGAAAAUGUGAAAGUCGCCAACCGCCGGACGAUUCUCUGGAUGGGAUGGGAUUUCAAGGACUUCAAUUCACUGACUCCUCUAGUUUCGCUCCCGAUAUUGGAGUUGGGCGGUUUAGAAGACGGGGAGGUGUUCCUGUUUCCGGAGGAUUUGGCGGUGGGCGAUGAUUACUAUCCUGGAAGUGGUAUGUUUUGUUUUACUUUAAUUUGCUAUGUUCUUGAUUACUAUCCUGGAAGUGGCAAGUAAAUGAAGUCCAAGUAUUGCUUGAUUCCAUUCGUUGGGAAGAAAUGUCAAAGAUUAUGAAGUGAGGUUAUUGCAGAGCUAAUGCAAUUUUUCAUUAUUGGCUGAUUUCCUAUAUUAAGUUCUUAAAGAUAAUAUAUUUAUUCUUUGACAUAAUGUUCUA
This is a messenger RNA of Ipomoea triloba (trilobed morning glory), 3374 nucleotides long. RefSeq names its product putative late blight resistance protein homolog R1B-16. Lineage: Eukaryota; Viridiplantae; Streptophyta; Magnoliopsida; Solanales; Convolvulaceae. The coding region runs from base 125 to 2827 and encodes 900 amino acids. The transcript has 3 exons. Gene Ontology annotation, molecular function: ADP binding. The record is from RefSeq and is a predicted model, not a curated record. Gene Ontology annotation, biological process: defense response to other organism.